Messenger RNA from Salvelinus fontinalis (brook trout), 3293 nucleotides. RefSeq names its product sialoadhesin-like. The coding region runs from base 1 to 2799 and encodes 932 amino acids. The transcript has 15 exons. NCBI's taxonomy places the organism in Eukaryota, Metazoa, Chordata, Actinopteri, Salmoniformes, Salmonidae. The record is from RefSeq and is a predicted model, not a curated record.
AUGUCCUUGAGAACAGCAGGAAGUGUGUUGGUGGUCUUUCUCUGGUCUGUGACAGUGGUACUGGGUCAGGAUGGCUGGAGUGUGUUUUACACCACUCAGAGUAUCUGUGCCUUGAAGGGGUCAACAGUGGAGCUGACCUGCUCUUUCAGCUAUCCCAGAGGUCAUAACGUCACAUCAACCUUCUGGUUCACUAAAAUGGAGACUGAAGAUAUAGGUCAGGACCCAGAGAAUGCAGGUCGUCUGGAGUAUCAUGGGAAUAAGAAGAAAGACUGUACACUGAGAAUCACAGACCUGAGAGAGAGAGACUCAGCUACGUACAAGUUCAUCUUUAUAACAGAUCAGACAAGAGGGAGAUAUUAUGGUGAUCCUGGAGUCACUCUGUCUAUAACAGGUCUUCAGGUGAAGGUGACUGGUGGACAUCAGGAUAAGACACUGACCUGUAUCACCACCUGUACUCUGACUGACAACCCCACCUACAUCUGGUACAAGAACGGACAACAUCUAGAUGAGAGCACCUCCCCCCAGUACAAAGACCCAGUCUCCAGUAACUAUGAAGACAGCUACUCCUGUGCUGUAAAAGGCCAUGAUGUUCUCCACUCUCCUGCAGUGUGUGUCCAGGGUUGGAGCUGCAACAGAGUGACUUACACCAAGAGGAAAAUCUGUGCCUUGAAGGGGUCAACAGUGAAUAUAUCCUGUACUUAUUUCAGUCUUUAUAACAUCACAUCAUCACUCUGGUUUAGUCCUAAACAGAGGGACAGCUGGAGGGAUGAGUUGAUCCCUGAGGACCUAACCACAGACCCAGGGUAUGCAGGUCGUGUGGAAUAUGUUGGAGAGAAGGAGAGAGGUCACUUCACCCUGAGAAUCACAGAUCUGAGAGAGGAGGACUCUGCUGAGUACAAGUUCAUAUUCAACACACAAACCUCAGGAUGGGGAUACAGCUUCCCUGGAACAACUCUGACUGUCACAGACCUGCAGGUGAAGGUGACUCCUGCCACAGAGGCAGGGAAGAGGACACUGACCUGUAGCACCUCCUGUACUCUGACUGACAACCCCACCUACAUCUGGUACAAGAACGGACACAAAGUAAAGGAGGACACUUCCAGCCUGUACUCAGACUCCUUUAGUGAUGCAGACAGUUACUCCUGUGCUGUAAAAGACCAUGCGGAUCUCCACUCUCCUGCAGUGUGUAAGUGUGGACUUUUACAUACAACAUUUGUUUCAGGUUGUCAGACAAGUCAGAAGUGUUGGAGUGUGACUUACACCACUCAGAGUAUCUGUACCUUGAAGGGCUCAACAGUGGAGCUGUCCUGCUCUUACACAUAUCCCAGAGGUACAGUCACAACAACCUUCUGGUUCACUAAAUGGGGGACUGGUGUAGAACCUAAAGAUCUAGGUCAGGACCCAGAGUAUGCAGGUCGUCUGGAGUAUCAUGGGGAUAAGGAGAAAGACUGUACCCUGAGAAUCACAGACCUGAGAGAGAGAGACUCAGCUACGUACAGGUUCAGAUUAUUAACAGAUCAGGAAGGAGGGAAAUAUACUGGCAGUCCUGGAGUCACUCUGUCUGUCACAGGUCUUCAGGUGAAGAACGGACACAAAGUAAAGGAGGACACUUCCAGCCUGUACUCAGACUCCUUUAGUGAUGCAGACAGUUACUCCUGUGCUGUAAAAGGCCAUGAGGAUCUCCACUCUCCUGCAGUGUGUCAGAAGUGUUGGAGUGUGACUUACACCCAUCAGAAGAUCUGUGCCUUGAAGGGGUCAACAGAGGAAAAUAAUGAUUUGUUUCAUUUUAUUCUAGAUGUUGUGUUGGAGAUGGAUCCUACAUCUGUGUCAGAGAGGGAGAAUGUCACACUGACAUGUAGAACCAAAUGUACACUGGACCCCAUCACAGUCUACAGUUGGUAUAAGAAUGGACAGCCUUUACCAAACAGCAACACCUACUCUCCUGUCUAUAGCCUAUUCUCAGUCAGCAGUGAGGAUACAGGCAGAUACUCCUGUGCUGUAGAAGGCCAUGAGGAUCUCCCCUCUGCUGAAGAGACUCUCACUGUCACAUAUGGUCCAAGGAACACCUCAGUGUCAGUCAGUCCCUCUGGUGAAAUAGUGGAGGGCAGUUCAGUGACUCUGACCUGCAGCAGUGAUGCCAACCCACCUGUGGACAAAUACACCUGGUACUUUCAAAAUGAGACUUUUCUAAAUGGAUUUGGACAGAUCUACAACAUAAGUAACUUCAAGUCUAAGGACAAUGGACAUUACCACUGUGAGGCCUGGAAUGGUAGAGGAUCUAGGAACUCUACAGCUCUGAUGAUCUUUUUACCAGAGAAACAGUCCUCAGUUCUGACUGCAGCUGUAGGAAUCAUAGUGGUUGUUCUGGUUCUCAUCCUCUGUCUCUCUGGACUCAUGUGGUUCAGAAAGAAGGCCUCCAAAUCCACCUCUGACACAAGAGACACAUCAGAGAAUGUACAGGGAGACUCUAGUCCAGUGUAUGAAAACAUCUCAAGCAUGACCAUGACCCCUACUGCAGCACAGACAGCGGCCACCGUGGACCAGGACGACGUUCACUAUGCCAGCGUCCACUUCUCUCGCUUCAAAAACCAGGAAGUGCCUCUGUACUCCACCGCCCAGCUGUGUAAACCCCAGAAACAGGAAGAGGAUGUCCAGUACGAUGUUGUGAAAUUCAACUGCCCCAGUAACUCCAACCGACCCACGGCAGCACAAGCAGCUGAGGACUCCUCUGAGAUCUAUAGUAGAGUCAACAAACCCAGAAGACCUGAACACAACAAACCCAGAACCCAGAAGAGCUGAACACAACAAACCCAGAAGACCUGAACACAACAAACCCAGAACCAGGAAGACCUGAACAUUACAAACCCAGAACCAGGAAGACCUGAACAUUACAAACCCAGAAACAAGAAGACUUGAACAUUACAAACUCUGAACCAGGAAGACCUGAACAUUACAAACCCAGAACCAAGAAGACCUGAACAUUACAAACCCAGAACCAAGAAGACCUGAACACAAGUUUGACAGGAACCCUGUAUAUCUGGACCUGUCUAGUCCAACUAAGUGUUAUAAUAAUAUAUCAUGAUAUGCCAUUUAGAAACACUUUUAUCCAAAGUGACUUAUUCUGCAUGGAUCCAUCUUUCAUGCCGGUGGCCCCAUUGGGAAUUGAACCCAUACACCAGGCUCUACCAACACACAGGACUACUGUAUUCACACUUAGUUGGAGUGCUGAUCUAGGGUCAGCACCAUGCUCUACCAACUGAGACACAGGACUACUGUAUUCACACUUAGUUGGA